UUAUUUUUAUUUUUACGUUUGUUUUGGUCAAAUUAUGUAAAUUAAAUUGAAAGUGAAAGUAUAACUUUUAAAAUUUUAAUCAAAUGAAAAUAAAUAUUUUACUUCUUCCCAGGUAUAAGCUCUGCAUUGUGCAAGAAAGUUAAAAGCUUGAUUUUCACUAUUUUAACUACAGGUUGUCCUUAUUUAAACUGUUUUUUUUUCAAAACAAAAACCUGAAAAUAGUAUUGAACUAAAGCUCACGAAAAUGGACUUGAGUAAGAAAUUCUUUAUUUCUUUUUACAUUUAUUUAUCUAUUUUUGUUUGUUGGUUAAAGUAUUAUGAACUCAAGUAAUACUUACUUUAAUCCCUUUAUUUUAGGUGUUGGCAUUAACAAUAGUCCUGAAAAAAUGGUUGCUCCAUCUAUAACUCAAGAAAUAAAAUGAUGUAUGCAAUUGUUGCCUUUGAUGAGGAAAAUAACACUGACUAUCUGCCUCUAAUUUGGCUUGUUAAUGGGAUGAGCGAAAAUGUUCUGUCUAUAAUAUCUUCAAGGAAAUCAACAGAUUUUUAUUGGCCACGCUGGAUAAAUAUGAAAAAAAUUGACGCAGCAAAAUCAAUCUGUCAAGAACCAGAGGUUGGUUGGCUGCGAUUUUCUGGAAGAAUUUUGUCCACUGCUGACACAGAAUCUGAAGCAAAAGAAAAAUGUAAAUAUGCGGAAGAUACAUCAAAUGUUGAUGAACUAUAUCUAAAAAAUUGAAAAAGGUCUAUAAAGUUCAACAAUUUCAUUUCGAUAGAUGGAAGAUAUUUACAUUCUUUUGUAACCUUAUAUGAUUAUAAUAAAAUAAUCUUAAUACAAUUAAAAAUAA
This is a messenger RNA of Hydra vulgaris (swiftwater hydra), 842 nucleotides long. NCBI's taxonomy places the organism in Eukaryota, Metazoa, Cnidaria, Hydrozoa, Anthoathecata, Hydridae. The record is from RefSeq and is a predicted model, not a curated record.